CUGAGGUAUCAACACGGCCUGUCCACUCCAGACCUGAGACAGACGCUGCCCAACCUGAAGAACUUUAUGGAACAUGGGCUGCUGGUUCGCUGUGACUGGUACCAGGGGUCCUCUUCCCUCCCCGUGCCCAUUAAGUCCCAGCUGAGUGUGUCUGCAGCCUCUGACAUGCCCUCGCCGCCCCACAUGGGCUCCCCAGAGCGGGUGCUCCGCAAGCGGGCCAGCUCCGAAGCCGACAAGCCCACGCAGCAGACCCCCCCACCCAGCUACAGCACUGCCAUGGCCCAGCCCGCGUCCCCCAUCCCUCUGACGGUUUCCUCCAGCGAGGAGCCGGACCAGGACAUCUCUCCCUCCCAGGAGCCGGCCGUUGAUCUGGUGGAGACGCCGGAGGUCCAGACCACGACAACGCCCCCGGCGGAGUCGGAGCCGGAGCCGGCCGAGCUGGAGAGGUCUCGUUCCCAGUCGGAAAGCGCUGCCUCCGACUCGACGGUUGCCACGGCGACCGCCCACCAACAUCAGGGUGACAUGGCGCCCGAGGAGACUGAGGUCAGCCAGCAGCCGCAGCACCAAGGCGCCAUGAACGGCUCGGCACUGCUCGGGGACGGGCUGGCGGUGGCGCCGGUGGCAGCGGCGGCCCCGGUGACCGUGAUGGGUGCGGAGGUGUGCUGCUCGGUGGAGCGGGCAGAGGAGAUCAUGGGCACGGAGGCCCUGGGCAUGGGCAUGAGCAUGGGUCUGGGCGCGGGCGGCCGCAUGCUGGAGGUGGAGCACGCGGUGGCCGUGGAGUGUGACGACCAGGUGCUGGGCGAGCUGGACACGGCCGGCCUGGAGGAGUUCUCCCGACGCAUCUACGCUCUCAACGAGAACAUGCCCAGCUUCCGACGGCCACGCAAGGGCUCCGACAAGUGAUUGACCAGGACCUGGGGACUGGGGUCAAAGGUCAUGUCCUGGGGUGAGCCCGCAAAAGGACACAUACCACACACAUGAUCAUAUAUAUAUUUAUAUA
This is a messenger RNA of Clupea harengus (Atlantic herring), 1000 nucleotides long. Its product is annotated as UV radiation resistance-associated gene protein-like. The transcript is spliced from 2 exons. Lineage: Eukaryota; Metazoa; Chordata; Actinopteri; Clupeiformes; Clupeidae. The annotation marks the transcript as partial. The record is from RefSeq and is a predicted model, not a curated record. Gene Ontology annotation, cellular component: lytic vacuole; endosome. Gene Ontology annotation, biological process: SNARE complex assembly. Gene Ontology annotation, molecular function: SNARE binding.